Messenger RNA from Oryza sativa Japonica Group (Japanese rice), 1024 nucleotides. Lineage: Eukaryota; Viridiplantae; Streptophyta; Magnoliopsida; Poales; Poaceae. The record is from RefSeq and is a predicted model, not a curated record.
UUUGUAUUGCAUCAGGCCUCCUCUUCCUCUUGUCUUCCAUCCCCACCACGCGUGCGAGACGAGACCAGCGCGACGACGGCCAUGGCCGCGGCGGCGACGGCGGCGGGGGACGAGGAGUUGGAGUCGCUGCUGCGAAACUUCCACCGCUUCUCCCAGGGGUACAAGGAUGCACUUGUGGAGGCCCAGGCUUUAAGGGUGAACUGCAGCUCUGAAUCCGAGAGGCGUCAGGCUCUCGAGUCGCACGUUGCAGAUCUCAAGAGUGAUAAUGAGCGAUUGAGAAGGCUGUAUACUGAAACUUUGUUCAAGUUCACCAAUCAGAUGAAAUUUCACACAGAGUCUCGUAAUCUGAAGGAAGAACUGGAAAAGGCAAACACGAGAUUGCUAUCCAUGGAAGAGGAGUAUAAGAGGGAAAUCGAACAACUUAAGCUUGGCAGUGAAAUGAACAGCAAUGACCUGGAGAACAAGCUCAGCUGCGCUGUUGUUCAGCAAGCAACCAAUGAAGCUGUGAUAAAGCAACUCAAUCUGGAACUGGAAGCUCAUAAAGCUCACAUUGACAUGCUAAAUAGCAGGUUGGAGCAGGUUACUGCUGAUGUGCACCAGCAGUAUAAAAACGAGAUCCAGGAUCUGAAGGAUGUAGUCAUUGUUGAACAGGAGGAGAAAAAUGACAUGCAUAGGAAGCUUCAGAAUACUGAAAAUGAAUUGAGGAUCAUGAAGAUGAAGCAGGCAGAGCAGCAAAGGGAUUCCAUCUCGGUCCAGCACGUGGAGACACUGAAGCAGAAGGUGAUGAAGUUCCGGAAGGAGAACGAGUCCCUAAAGCGGAGGCUGGCGAUCUCUGAACUUGACUGCUCAUGAGAGAAUGAACCAAUUCCCCUCUUCCUUUGAUGCUCUCACGCACUGUACGUACCACCAAACCAUCAGAGGCUAGAAAAUUAGAUCAUUUGGCUGGCUGCAAGUCCCACAUGUUCACUGGGUUGAUCUAGGACUGCACAUUCUUCAGUUAAAAUGAAUGCAACCAAUUCAGUCA